This is a messenger RNA of Teleopsis dalmanni, 991 nucleotides long. Its product is annotated as DNA-binding protein D-ETS-4-like. Lineage: Eukaryota; Metazoa; Arthropoda; Insecta; Diptera; Diopsidae. Gene Ontology annotation, molecular function: DNA-binding transcription factor activity, RNA polymerase II-specific; sequence-specific DNA binding. Gene Ontology annotation, cellular component: nucleus. The record is from RefSeq and is a predicted model, not a curated record. Gene Ontology annotation, biological process: regulation of transcription by RNA polymerase II; cell differentiation. The transcript has 4 exons. The annotation marks the transcript as partial.
GGUGGCCUCGAAGAGGUACGCAGCGAUAUUGAUUCAGUAAUAUCGUUAGCUUUGGAUCAUGCUAAACGUGAAGUUGAUGAAAUUUGCGCUAAAUUGCAAAUAUCGAAAGAUCCAAACACUUGGUCAGCGACUCAAGUACAUUCUUGGCUACGAUCCACCAUUGCUCAAUACAAAUUGCAACAGAUCGAUAAUUUGGAAACGAUAUUCAUUGAAAACGGUUCGGCCUUGGUAUUACUCAGCGAAGAAGAAUUUAUGCGCAGAGUGCCAGAGGGUGGUAGUACCUUACAUGCGAAAUUGGAAAUAUGGAAAUUAGCCUACUUAGAUAGCUAUCAGAACAAUAUCUUACCACAACAACAACAACAAGUACAUCAUCAACAACAUCAGUUACCACUUCAACAACAGUUACAGUUACAGUCCACAGAGAAUAACAGUGUAAUUGGCUCAACGCAAUUAUUACAAUCAAAUAUUUGGAAUAUGGAUUACAAUAUGAAUAUUGAUGAAGAAAGCGAAGAUGAAGAUGAAAUUAUUCCAACUACCAGCAAUGGAUUGCAAAUGCCAACAACGACUAACAGUGGCACAACAGCAACAACUACAACAACAGGAACAACAGAAACGAAACGUAGUGGUGUGGUUGGUGGUCGCAGUGGCGGUUCACAUAUACAUUUAUGGCAAUUUUUAAAAGAAUUACUCUCUGAGCCACAUAUCAAUGGUACUGCUAUACGUUGGAUAGAUCGCAGUAAGGGCAUUUUCAAAAUUGAAGAUUCAGUACGUGUAGCAAAAUUAUGGGGUAGACGCAAAAAUCGGCCAGCUAUGAAUUAUGAUAAACUUUCACGUUCCAUACGACAAUACUAUAAGAAAGGUAUCAUGAAGAAAACGGAAAGGUCACAGCGAUUGGUAUAUCAAUUUUGUCAUCCUUAUCACUUGCAAUAGAAACAAGGAAGAGUAAAUGAUAAAAAGAAUAUAAUUAUUUAUUUAUUUAUUUAUUGAAUUA